UUUAUAUUUCACUAGGUUGUGUUUGAAAACGCGACUAUUUUUAGUCGUUGAAAAUAAACUGGUUCCAUAGGAACUAGUUCACUUACAAUAUGUUUACAUUUUGUGUAGAAAGCCGACAGCUUCAUCACAAUGGAAACUGUCAAUGCUACCUACUCGUACCUAACGAACAUGGAGGUGAUGCAGGUGCUCCAGAAAAUCAAAAGCACCAAAAAGAAGUUUGGAAUGCGUAACCUGGCCACAGUAACCUAUGAGGCCUUGCAAUAUCUGGAAGAGUCGCCCUGCAAGACUCAGACACGUGAGUCCAUCACAAACUACGUAAAAGACCUAGCCAGUUAUCGCCUGAAGUCCCACGAAGUACUCCAAAUGGUGAACGAUCCGCCAACCAGUCCGCUGCACACGCAAUUGCUGAUUGAUGACAACAAAGCUCCGUUGACGGACGAGGAGAAUGAGAAAAUCAUCCAACUGACAUACAAGCACUUUUACGGAGUGGAAACAACGCCGCAGCUGCCACAGCAAUCCCAAACCCAAACCCAGUCUUCUUCCAAAGAAAAAAAAACAGAGCAAAAGCAACCGGCGUCAGCACCGGCAGAUGGGCAAACCGAGCAGCAGCAGGAACAGCAGAAGAAGUAGCAUUUAAGUAAUUUAACGUUUUAUAUUUUAUUGUAGCGUAUAAAAGAAGACAAAAAUA
Drosophila pseudoobscura is the source of this 688-nucleotide messenger RNA. It is a transcript of the gene Polr3I, whose product is annotated as RNA polymerase III subunit I. Gene Ontology annotation, biological process: transcription initiation at RNA polymerase III promoter. Lineage: Eukaryota; Metazoa; Arthropoda; Insecta; Diptera; Drosophilidae. Bases 130 to 630 code for a protein of 166 amino acids. Gene Ontology annotation, cellular component: RNA polymerase III complex. Gene Ontology annotation, molecular function: nucleotide binding. The record is from RefSeq and is a predicted model, not a curated record. The transcript is spliced from 4 exons.